GCCGCCUUUGCCAAGGUCGUGCUGCCGAAGUCACAACAACUGGUCCUCGUUUCAGCGCCAGCUGAACCUGUACGGCUUCCGCAAGCUCAAUGACCUGCAGCGCGCCCUGCCCGAGGCUGCCGCCCAGGAUGCGUCGAUGUUCCGGCACCCUCUCUUCCGCCGCGAUCACCCCGAGCUGCUCACCGGCAUCCGCAGGCAGCAGCGCAAGAACGAGCCGGAGAUCGCUGCAGCUCCGUCUCACUCAACCGCGGGCCCGAGCUCCGAGAGAGCGGCCAAGCGCAGACGUGGCUCUAACGGCGCGACGCCGGUGCUCGGCGAUGCGCCGUGGGACUGGAACGCGCUGGCCGCUGGCGACGUCUCCGGCGAGGCGCCGCCUGCGGACGCCAGCGCCGUGGCCUCAGGAAGCGGCUCCGCGCCCUUGUCGGCCGACCUCGAGGCCCGCUUCGAAGCACAGGCCGCGCGCAUCGACGAGCAGUCUCGCAUGCUCAACCAGCUGGCCCGCGGCGUGCUGCACAGCCGCCAGCAGGCUGCCGCCACGGCAACCAAGGCGCACUUGGCGCUGAGCGCAGUGUGUCUGGCAGUCGAGGCGGGCGCACUCCAGAUCGAUGUCGCUGGGCGCUUGACGACCGCCCUCGCUCGCAUCUCUGAGUUCGGCGAGGCCUGCGAGAGCAUGCGUCAGGGCCUGGCCGUGACGGACCUGCUAGGCGACGCCUCAAACGAGAGCGACCCGCCCGCUAAGCGAGCAGCUGGCACGUCUCGUCCGAGCACGGCCGGCAAUCCCAGGCGCGGACGCAACCGUCCGGCGACGCUCGAGGAGAUCCUGCAGGCGAUCUCAGCCGGCGACGAUGGCGAGGGCAGCAGCUCGAGCGACCGUCAGGCGCAGAGGGCUCCGGGAGACGCGCAAGACCACGACGGCGAAGCUUCGCCCGACGAGCAGCGCGACGUCGCGGAGCCGUCGACGCAUCAGGCGCACCACGAGGCCGAGCAUGACGCCAGUAUGAGAGACGCCGAGGAGCUCGUCGCAUCGGCGGGCGGCGCAGCCGACGCACAGCACGGCGGCGUCGCCGACGGCGAUGCGGCCGAGCAGGAGCAGUCCGAGCGCUCGGACAUGCGCAUGCUCCUCGAGCCGUCGACAUACGAGCACGAGCAGGGCGCCGAGCACGAUGCACAGCUGCACGCGGCCGGCGGCUCACUCGAGGCGCCCGAGCCGCUGCAGCGCACGUCGGAGAUGGCUGCGGCGCACGGCGCGCACGACGUGUACAGGGCGGGAUGAUGAAUUGCAUGAGGUUGCUUGCAGAGGAUCCGUGAGUGCUAUCCUGAUUGCUAGAGAUGCUUCUUGCUCGUGCGGCUGUGCCGUCGAGCCUGGCGCUUGCGCUCCUUCUCGCGGCGCACGCGCGCGCGGUAUGCCUCCAGCAGGGGCGCCCCACCAGGGCGCGUGCGCAGGCAACUCUCAUAGUAGCGCAGCAGCUGCUGCGGCACCAUGGCGUGCGCACGCAGCGUCGGAAGCAGGAGGUGCUCACCAGAGAUGAAGCGCACCAGCACGUGUCCCUCCUCGUCGCCGCGCUGCGUCUCGCGCCGCACAACCUGCGCAACAUGAUCCCAACAAGGCAGAGCUGCCCAGCGCUGCUCCGUCUCAUGCGCAAAGGCC
Messenger RNA from Tilletiopsis washingtonensis, 1648 nucleotides. RefSeq lists its product as hypothetical. The record is from RefSeq and is a predicted model, not a curated record. NCBI's taxonomy places the organism in Eukaryota, Fungi, Basidiomycota, Exobasidiomycetes, Entylomatales. The transcript has 3 exons. Bases 137 to 1273 code for a protein of 378 amino acids.